CCCGCCCCCUGUCAGUCAGGCGGAGGGGGCGGCGCGGCCACCAGGGGGGAGUGCUGAGCUCAGAGCUGCCGCAGCGCCGGAGCAGGAGCCGGAGCGGAGCCGGAGCGCGCGAGUAGCAUCCUUGGUGGCAGAGCACCCAAGGCCAGAGCACUGCUGCACUCCAGCUCAGGAAAGGUGACUCAAGAGCCUGACCACGGCAGGACACCACUGGCCCCGAGUCCAUCCAUACCCAGCGUAGCCCAGCCCCGCGCAUCUGCUCGCAGUAGCAGCCGCUGCCGCCACCACAGCUCCAUCCCCCAGCCCGGCCCCGAAACCCAGGUUGCAGAUCUCCGGAUAACUGAGGUGCUGGCCCCUCCCCGCAUCCCGGGGUUUCAAGGACGCUAGGACUCGCCGCAGCAUAGCUCUGAGGCCUAGACCUGGGAAGUAGAGAGGGCCGCCAGGAUGGACGUGUUCAUGAAGGGCCUGUCCAUGGCCAAGGAGGGCGUUGUGGCUGCAGCUGAGAAAACCAAGCAGGGGGUCACCGAGGCAGCAGAGAAGACCAAGGAAGGCGUCCUCUAUGUCGGAAGCAAGACCAGUGGAGUGGUACAAGGUGUAGCCUCAGUGGCUGAGAAAACCAAGGAGCAGGCAUCGCAUCUGGGAGGAGCUGUGUUCUCUGGGGCUGGGAACAUUGCAGCAGCCACGGGCCUGGUGAAAAAGGAAGAGUUCCCCACAGACCUGAAGCCAGAGGAGGUGGCCCAAGAAGCCGCUGAGGAGCCCCUGAUUGAGCCUCUGAUGGAACCAGAAGGGGAAAGUUAUGAGGACUCACCCCAGGAGGAAUACCAGGAAUACGAGCCAGAGGCGUAAGGGGUCCAGGAGGGCCUCGCACCAGCAGCACAAUUCCUUCUGUCCCUGUCCCUGUCCCUGCCCCAUCCCUCUCCCUCCCAACCCCCCACCCCCACCCCCCAGAGCCAGGGCUGUCCUUCUACCUUUUCCCCCAAACACGAGAUCUUCCUUCGGCUCUGAGGCACUUCCUCAGGGCCUGUGUUAGUGUCUGCCCUGCCCUUCCGUCUGUCCUACUUGCCCGCGUUCAUCCCUGAGGCGUGGACUGGAGUCGGGCAGAGAGGUCCGGCUGGGAGCCCCGCCCUACCAGUGUUGCCCCUCACCCUCCAUUUGGUCCAGUGUCUGCUCGGAUGUAGCAUGUUCUAUGUAUUUUUAAACCAAGAUGGGAAAACUAUGGCUCCUUCCCCAUCCUAACAGAGGUUCUUCAAUGGGCUCCCCCCCCCCCGCAGCCCCAAUUCGACCCCUAAAAUGUUUUGUUUUGUUUUGUUUUUUAACCCAAACCAGGAGCCAGGUCGUGCCAUGCCCCCUCCCUCAGCCCGCUCGGUCCGAGCGCGGGCGUCGUUUGUUGUGAUUGUGGCAUGGAGAGUCCCCCCACCCACCGUGUGAGCGUGUCCCGGGGUGGGCGGCCAAGCCGCUCCCCAGUGUGUCCAUGAAUAAAGCCAAUCUGUCUGUA
Messenger RNA from Mus musculus (house mouse), 1492 nucleotides. RefSeq names its product synuclein, beta (gene Sncb). The record is from RefSeq and is a predicted model, not a curated record. Gene Ontology annotation, biological process: dopamine metabolic process. Bases 442 to 843 code for a protein of 133 amino acids. The transcript has 7 exons. Gene Ontology annotation, cellular component: cytoplasm; inclusion body. Lineage: Eukaryota; Metazoa; Chordata; Mammalia; Rodentia; Muridae. Gene Ontology annotation, molecular function: calcium ion binding; cuprous ion binding; transition metal ion binding.